This is a messenger RNA of Danaus plexippus (monarch butterfly), 601 nucleotides long. RefSeq lists its product as uncharacterized. Lineage: Eukaryota; Metazoa; Arthropoda; Insecta; Lepidoptera; Nymphalidae. Bases 92 to 397 code for a protein of 101 amino acids. The transcript has 4 exons. The record is from RefSeq and is a predicted model, not a curated record.
AUUGGGGUUAACAGCUAUAGUUACGACAAAAAAGAAAUGUGCAAAAUGUUUGUGAGCCAUGUGAUAUGAUUUAAUAACGCCAGUGAACACAAUGGAGAGACGUCAUGUUUUGACACAAAUACUUGUAGUCUUGGUUUUAAUGAUUGCUUGCCAUGGAAAAAAUUAUCGGACGCCAGUGAUCCGUUAUCCCAAGGACACAAAUUUUUGGGCGACUGAUUUUUUUGUUAAAGGAUGCCGAAAUUUUAUUCAAAAAUGUCCAGCUAUGUACAAAGUACAACAUAUAUGCGCACGAAACUACAACGGUGUGUACAGAAACUUUCCUAACUAUUGUCAAAUGCAAUAUGAAAAUUGUAACACUUGGCGCAAUUGGCGCGUAUUCAAGCGAGAGAGAUGUUGACUCCAAUAGAUGUAUUCCUAGCUCAAUUUCCGUCAUCAUAACCUUCUCUAACAACGUUAUUGUCAAACGAAUCCGUGAAAUCUAAGAGUAGAUUAGAUAAUAAAAUAGGUUUUUUUUUUCAUGUUAUUGAAAAAAAAUUAAAAUUUGAGGUUACCAUGUAUAAUUUUAUUAUUUGUUCUUCACAAUUAAAAGUGGAAUUCAUGA